Liolophura sinensis is the source of this 1557-nucleotide messenger RNA. RefSeq names its product glycine betaine transporter 1-like. Lineage: Eukaryota; Metazoa; Mollusca; Polyplacophora; Chitonida; Chitonidae. Gene Ontology annotation, molecular function: transmembrane transporter activity. Gene Ontology annotation, cellular component: plasma membrane. Gene Ontology annotation, biological process: nitrogen compound transport. Bases 1 to 1557 code for a protein of 518 amino acids. The record is from RefSeq and is a predicted model, not a curated record. The transcript has a single exon.
AUGUUCGGCGUCUGUACCAGUCUGGGUAUCGGCGCCAUGCAACUCAACACAGGUCUUCAUAGAAUGAACACGAACAUUCCAAUUCAUGUGAACACGCAGAUCAUCAUCAUCUGGGUCAUUACUCUGAUGGCUACAGCUUCAGUCGUCAGCGGUCUCAAAGUCGGCAUCAAACUGCUCAGCGAAAUCUGCUUUCUCAUCGGCAACUUCAUCAUGCUUAUUUGGUUGUUCUACGACGACACGUGGUACAUGCUCAACGCCGUUGUUCAGAGCGUCGGUUAUUACUUUCAGAACAUCAUCGGCUUAGGGUUCCAUACGGACGCUUUUGCUCAGAUGAACAACGCUCCCGAUGGAAAGUCCGCUCCAAACUGGCUCAACGACUGGACCAUCUUCUACUGGGGCUGGUGGAUCGCCUGGGCUCCAUUCGUCGGCAUGUUCAUCGCCAAGAUCUCCCGCGGUCGAACCAUCAAACAGUUCAUCAUGCACACCAUGACCGUCCCAAUACUGUACGUUUUCCUCUGGUUCGGCAUGUUCGGAGCCGCUGGCAUCAAGAUGGAAAGAGAGGCCGUCCUAGCCAAUAUCACCUGCGAUUCUGAAUUCGGAGGAAAAAAUUCCAGCGCAUCAUUCAACGGGUUGUACCGGUUGUCUUGCAGAGCCUCGACGGACAUGUGGUUUGAUCUAAUGGAAAGUUUCCCUGCUCUGUAUCCCUCCCUGGCUAUCAUCUCUCUCAUCGGUAUCAUCCUCUACUUCGUCACCAGCUCAGACAGCGGUUCUCUCGUCAUCGACAGUUUAUCAGCCAAUGGACACCCAGAUCCUCCGCGAACGCAGCGAAUCUUUUGGGCACUCACUGAAGGGGCAUGUGCCACGGGCCUGUUGGUGUCCGGAGGAGACCAAGCUCUCAAAGCCCUCAGGGUUGUCUCCAUCGCCGCCGGACUCCCCUACACGAUUGUCCUGAACUUCAUGUGCAUCGCACUUUGGCGAGUGUUACAAAUUGAAGGAGGAGACCUCGACCCGAACGGACCUACUUUCUCUCACGAUCUGUUCAAUGUAUUUGAAAAUGCCAAGCGGUUUACUUCAUUCUUAGUAUCCAUCAUUGCUCCAUGGUUCCAUAUAGGACGAGCACACUCCAUAAUAACAAAUUCCAGAGGAUGGAUGAAUAUGUUCGUUCUGGCGUUCCUCUUCUACGCGUCAGUUGCCUUGGUGAUCUUGGAGGCGGCGUAUAGCGGUCUUGCCUACAUCGGCGCUGCGGUGUACUUCGGUUUUGCUGGAGCCGCGGCGAGAACAAGGAUACAGAUGAGAGAGGAUCAUGGGAUAAACGGAAAUAUGAUUGAGGACUAUUUCGCCGUUUUGAUUCUGUAUCCAUUCGCCGCUCUUCAGAUGUAUGACCACGUGUGGGAAGGCAUGGACAUGGAGGAAAUGAAUGGAACGUCUCAAGCCAUGACGGAUUUACCACCGAAAUAUGGGGAUACUCAAUACGGUCUUGAAAAUGACGGUUAUCAGAAUGGAACCGAGAUAAAUGGUGGUAACAAAGAGGCCGAAUACGACAACUCAAAGCUGUGA